AUGUCUACAUUGCCUAAUGAUUACAUUGUCUAUUUGUUAGAUAGUGAUUUUAAUAUUGGGCAUAUAGUUGAUCCUGAUACUUUUAAGCAAGCCUUGACAUGUCCUGAGUCAGAUAAAUGGUUAAGUGCCAUGGAAGAUGAAAUGAAUUCAAUGGGAAAUAAUCGAGUCUGGGAACAUGUUGAACUUCCUCAAGAUGCUAAGGCCAUAGACAACAAAUGGAUUUUCAAAAAUCUUUAUGAAGAGGUUUAUAUGAGACAACCUAAAGGUUUUAUUGUGAAGGGAAAAGAAAACUUGUGUGUACCUGGUGAUGUACCCAUCAUAAAAGGAGAUAAGUUUAACAAAACUCAAUGUCCUAGGAAUAAGCUCGAAAGGGAAUCUGUAAAGAACAUACCAUAUGCUAGUGCUGUGGGGAGUUUGAUGUAUGCUCAAGUUUGCAAUAGACCAGGUAUUGCCUAUGCAGUUAGUGUUCUUAGUAGGUUUCAGUUGAAUCCAGGGCACGAGUAUUGGAAAGCAACAAAGAAAGUUAUGAGAUACUUGAAGAAAGCUGAAGGUUACAUGCUCACUUUCUAG
Messenger RNA from Juglans microcarpa x Juglans regia, 570 nucleotides. RefSeq lists its product as uncharacterized. The transcript has 3 exons. Lineage: Eukaryota; Viridiplantae; Streptophyta; Magnoliopsida; Fagales; Juglandaceae. The record is from RefSeq and is a predicted model, not a curated record. The coding region runs from base 1 to 570 and encodes 189 amino acids.